CAGAAAAAAGUUGGGGUGGAAGUGGAUUUUGGAAAAAUUGAAAUGUAAGUGUAGAAAUAAAUUUUGUAAGGGAAUUGUCCGUCCAAGGAGAGAAAAGUCUGGGUGACACCGACACGUGACAUGAGGGUGGAUACAUGUCAUAGUGCAGGACACGAGUGGGAGGACCACCGCAAUAUUUGGCUUGAGGCGACGUACCAAGUAAAGGAGUAGAGCUGGGAACGACAACUAGUUGUGCGGCGACUUCAUCUUCGUGGAUCGCCAACAACGAGAAUUGCCAUCCUCACCAUCCUCACCACUAUGAUCACCCCGACCACGAAGAUCACCACUACGAGCAACUCUCUUCAGAGUCGCAUUCGUCAUUAGGGACCUCACCGCAGCCACAAGUGGACAACGUUAUCAGUGACAUUUCACCUCCACCUCAGAAGGCGGAAACUUCAUCACCGAAAUCCGAAGCCCAGCUUCCCCAAACCUUCACUCCGCCUGUACCACCACCACUGCCACCACUUUUGAAACCUCACCAAAUCUUCACCAGGAAACAACUUGUCACACCGCAGAGUCCCGUCGAAGCAGAAGAAUCGUCGUCAAGAGCGAAGCGACAAUUGCCGACAAGUUGUCCACAAGCGGCCACCAAUUUCUCCCCGGUCAUCGACGGUCCCGAGUUCAAGAAGAAGUUGGCCGCGAGGUUGAGUCAGAUUGAGGAGAGUGAAAAAAGGGACGCUCUCCCUGAAGGACAAAGAGAAACGUUGCCAAAGAGGAGGACGGAAAUCUGUGGGGUAAAGAACAGAAAAAAUACUGCUGAGGUUAUCAUCACCACGACGGAAAUAAUGGAAGCGGCGAAAAACUAUAUAAGGAAGGCGCUUGAAUGCGACGGUCGGCCCGACUGCUUGGCAAUGUUGCGUCAAUCGCUACGAAGUCAGAAUGGGGACUCCAUGGAACAUUUGGACGCUAUUCCGCACAUCUUCACCAUCUUGGGAGCCUCGGGUGACUUGGCCAAGAAGAAGAUUUAUCCAACCCUUUGGUGGCUCUAUCGUGACGGACUUUUACCCACGAACACGUACUUUUUUGGCUACGCCCGCUCGAAAAUGACCAUUCCCGAACUUCGAGCCAAGUGCGAGCCGUACAUGAGUGUGAAGCCGGAUGAGAGCGAGGCGUACGAGCAGUUUUGGCAAGUGAACGACUACGUGGCCGGAUCUUACGAUGGUCGCCGCGAUUUCGAACUCCUCAACCAGGAGAUUGCCAAGAAGGAGAAGAACGCUGCGGCCAAUCGGCUCUUCUACUUGGCCCUUCCGCCCUCCGUGUUCGAACCGGUGACGAGCAGCUUGCGAAAUACGUGCAUGGCUACGAGAGGUUGGACACGCGUCAUUAUUGAGAAACCGUUUGGAAAAGAUAGCGAAUCGUCGGCUCAGUUGAGCAGUCAUUUAGCUUCACUGUUUAAAGAGGAGCAAAUUUACCGGAUCGAUCACUACUUGGGGAAAGAAAUGGUGCAGAACUUGAUGACCCUUCGUUUUGGAAAUCGCAUCUUUGGCCCAACCUGGAACAGAGAAAGUAUUGCAUCGGUAUUAAUCUCGUUCAAAGAGCCGUUCGGCACGUAUGGUCGCGGUGGAUACUUUGACGAGUUUGGCAUUAUUCGGGACGUCAUGCAGAACCACUUGUUUCAAAUUUUGUCCCUUUUCGCGAUGGAGAAGCCAGCCUCCACGCAUCCGGAUGACAUUCGGGAUGAGAAAGUCAAGGUGCUCAAGUGCAUUAAGCCUCUCACCCUGGACGACGUAAUCCUCGGCCAGUACAUCGGUGACCCGGAAGGAGAAAGUGAAGACGCUCAAAAAGGUUAUCUUGACGAUCCUACCGUCCCAGAAGGCUCAACCACGCCCACCUUCGCUCUUGCCGUGUGCAAAAUAAAUAGCGAGCGGUGGGACGGAGUUCCAUUUAUUUUGCGAUGUGGGAAAGCCCUCAACGAGCGCAAGGCUGAAGUCCGCGUGCAGUACAAGGACGUUCCGGGAGACAUUUUUCACGGUCAGGCGAAACGGAACGAGCUCGUCAUCCGAGUCCAACCCGGUGAAGCUGUGUACGCCAAGGUUAUGACGAAAACGCCCGGAAUUAGUUUCCAAAUUGAGGAGACCGAAUUAGAUCUUACGUACGAUCAUCGAUACAAGGACGUGAAACUGCCGGACGCAUAUGAACGCUUGAUCCUCGACGUUUUCACCGGCUCACAGAUGCACUUUGUCCGUUCCGACGAGUUGGCGGAGGCUUGGCGAAUCUUUACGCCACUCUUGCGCCAGAUCGAGAACGAGAAACCUAACCUGAUCCCAUACAAGUACGGAUCCCGAGGGCCCAAAGAAUCGGAUGAAAUGUGCUCCAGCAACGAUUUCAAAUAUUACGGAUCCUACAAAUGGCACGGGGGUCACAAAUGACGAUCAAAUCUCUAACAACCCUAAGUUAGGAUAAGCAUCUAAAUAGUUUUGUGAUAACAAAUCUAUGACAUCUACACAAAAUACCUAAAUAUUCCACCCCCUGCAAACCCAUUCCCACCCACAGUACUUAACUACAAUAAAUAAAUAAAGACAGUUAAUCACACCACAUUAUUGAUAAUAAUACGUAAUAUGGUCCAAUAAAAAUAGAAAAGAUAUUUGUUUAUCAGUGAUUAGGGUUCGAUAAUAAUUAAUAAAAUACGGACAGAGUACCAACCACACAAAUAAAUAAAUAUUGUCAACUUUCAGUUAAUGUUUGUCAUGUUAUGUUCACAGAAACGAAAAAAAUACAGAAAUAAAUCAAUCAAUAUUUUCCUUUAA
Molecule: messenger RNA, 2786 nt
Organism: Folsomia candida
Lineage: Eukaryota; Metazoa; Arthropoda; Collembola; Entomobryomorpha; Isotomidae
Gene: Zw
Product: glucose-6-phosphate 1-dehydrogenase
Exons: 11
Coding region: 825-2408 (527 amino acids)
Biological process (GO): glucose metabolic process; pentose-phosphate shunt, oxidative branch
Cellular component (GO): cytosol
Molecular function (GO): glucose-6-phosphate dehydrogenase activity; NADP binding
Source: RefSeq, a predicted model, not a curated record